AGCAUUCCUAUUUUUUCAUGCAAUGCAUAAUUAAGAUAUGGAACUUUUUGCCACAGGACAUUGUAGAGGCUAGAAAAUAUGCAGAGCUUCUUAAAAGGGCACAUUCAAGGAAUAAUUGUGUAAGCAAGUUAGCACAACAAGAAUAAGCUAAGGUGUACCAAGGUAUGCAAGAUGUUGAAAGUUAGGACGAGAUAGAAAUAGAUGACCAUACGGCCCUGGUUAGUAAGCCCAGGAAUAAAGGAGGAAAUGGUGAUCUGGCAUCAGCUGGGUUUAACAUUAUCAAUUCCAUCAUAGGAUCAGGUAUUAUAGGACUGCCCUAUUCAAUGAAAGAAGCUGGUUUUCCUUUAGGAGUACUGCUUCUGUUUGGGGUUGCCUAUAUCACAGAUUAUUCUAUUAUAUUACUGAUCAAAGGAGGAAAUCUCUCCAGUACCAACACCUAUCAAGAGCUGGUCAGAAAAACAUAUGGUUUUUUAGGUUAUCUAAUUCUUUCAACUCUUCAGUUUUUAUAUCCAUUUAUCGCUAUGAUUAGUUACAACAUAAUAACUGGAGACACUUUAACUAAAGUGUUCUUGAGAAUUCCUGGAGUUGGAUCAGAAAAUGUGCUUAUUGAUCGUCGCUUCAUAAUUCUUGUUACCACUAUCAUCUUUACCUUGCCUUUAUCUUUGUAUCGUGACAUAGCGAAAUUGGGAAAGGUAUCUCUUGUUUCUCUGCUUUUAACUGUUGUCAUUCUGGUUAUUGUGAUGGUGAGGACAAUAACGCUUGGCCCACAGGUACCCAAAUCAGAAAAUGCAUGGAUAUUUGCAAAAUCAAAUGCAAUACAGGCCAUUGGGGUGAUGUCUUUUGCAUUCAUCUGCCACCAUAACAGCUUUUUAAUAUAUGGCUCUCUGAAAGAACCCACAUUAAACAACUGGUCUCGAAUCACACAUGUGUCUGUUUUACUUGCUGUUGUUAUCAGUGUACUGUUUGCUGCAUGUGGAUACAUGACUUUUACAGGAUACACAGAAGGAGAUAUAUUUGAAAACUACUGUAGAGAUGACAACCUUGCUACAUUUGGAAGGUUUUGUUAUGGAGUUACUGUAAUUCUGACCUUCCCUCUUGAAUGUUUUGUCACUAGAGAGGUGGUUGCCAAUGUAUUUUUCCAUGGGAGCCUCUCAACCGUUUUCCAUAUUGUUGUAACAGUAAUUAUCAUUGCUGUGGCGACUGGUGUAUCAUUAGUGUAUGAUUGCCUUGGAAUAGUUUUAGAGCUGAAUGGAGUUCUGAGUGCUACCCCACUUGUUUUUAUCAUCCCGACAGCGUGUUAUCUAAGGCUGUCUGAAGAGCGAUGGAACCAUUCAGAUAACCUCAUCUCCUGCCUGAUUCUUGCUGUCGGUGUGCUAGUGAUGACAUUCAGGUGCAGCCAGUACAGCUCAUUUGUCUUAGCUGAGUGGUCACUGAAUAUGUUCCCCUCCUGCUGCACUAAAUGGAAUUCAAAAUUACUAUUACUUCAUCACAGCUGCUGAAGACUUCAGAAUCAGAAGACUUGUGAGCUUUUGUGUUUUUCUGAUUAUUUUUACAUUUCUUUUGCUUGAAGUAUGUUAUCUGUUUAAAGUAUUAAUUGUAAUCCUUGCUUCUGAGAAUCAGGCUCAAGGGAAUUAAUCAGUAGGAUGCGUAUUGCCUGUUCAAUGUAAAGAUUUCAAUGUCUUGAUAUUGAAUCACGUUUACCUCUCUUCUAUGAAGGGUGAAAUCUUUCUGUGCCUUACUACUUUAGAAAUGUAGAUUUGAUUCAUAUGCUUUUCAAAUUACAAAGUACUAAAAGGUAAGGUAGAGGUCAUCAGUUAAAUGUGUUGCUGGUAAAGCUGCUUUUGCUCUUAAAAGAUUGUUUUACUAGAACUAAUUGCAUCCAUUUCACCAUAUAAUUAUCACUUUGCUGGGUUUUCAUCUUGCUGGUUUUCAGUCAUUAACUUGCAGGUGAAGGUGGGGUUCUCUUAGCUAUUAGUGUACUGUAAAAAGGGAAGUCAUUAAUGGUAGUUGCCUGAAGUUAGUUAACUGCAGUUUGGCAAAUGGCUUUUUAGAAGCUAUGGUUCCCUCCUUUGCAGUAUAACUUUUAUUGAAACUGCAAAUGAUAACCUGCUGUAUGCUUUUUGAAUACAGAAAGAAUCACCUUUUUAUUGUCAUAAUAAAGCUUGUAAUAACAUAAUGGUUUUUUAAAACAAAUAAAACUCCCCAAUAUAAAAUUGUAACUAGCUAUCAUUAAAAGCAAUCUAUAAAGCAUGCAAGUCUGUGUAUAUUAAAAAAAAAAUUAAAGCCCAAAUUCCUAAGUAUUACAGCAUAGAAGUCCUGAUGCAGCAGAAGAUAUUUAACCUAAAAAGAGGAAAUAUAGCACCAGGAAAGUAUAACCACAAUAAAGAAUUAGUUGUGAAUGUACUUAACUCUUUUUAAAAGCAAAAAGCAACCAAGCAACUACGGCAAAAACAGCAAUUUAUAAGCUGCUAGCUCAGUGGAGCUCAUUGAGAAUGAAUGGAAGAUAAUUACUGCCCAUGUUGUCCUACUGGACAGACUUUUUCCACUGAGUAGGAAGGAGUGUUGGAAACAAAUCCAAACUCUGCAGUGAGACUUCAUGGAGUCCAGGCUGAGGGAGAACAGCAGUGUUCCAUAAGUACUCACUGGCAGGGUUUUCAUGUCAAAAGCUGGUAGUAUGACUCACUGUUUCUACUGAAUUCCUUCUUUGCAGCUGAGAAGGCAUUUCCUGACACCAAAUGUAAAAUUGGCAGUCCUGUAGGAGCUUAGCAGACAGUUAUUUAAUUUUCUAGAGCAGUAUGCUUCUCAAUUCAUACAUUUGUGAAGUAUUUUUAGUUUGGUAGGUGGGCAAACUCUAUAUAUCACCAGAAUCUCCCUAGAGACUGAGUUUGUCAACCUCCUCAAGUUUUUCUGUGGAAAGGGCAAAAUGGCAUGGGUUUGCUAAAUGGACAUUAUCCAAUAUGUUAUUUGAUGGAAUUUUUAUAUCUGAACACAUGUAUUAACUGGAUCUAGUAGGGAAAGGAUUUAACUCUUCAGUAUUUCUGAGAAUAGCAAAUGAAAAUGUAGUAUGAGAAUUUAAUAGGACUCUGGUAUAAACACUUAACACUAGUAGUGAAAAAAGACGCAAAAAUGAUAGAAUAAACAAAUGUAUUGUGUGUACAAAACAUGAGACUGACAACGUUCCCAUAGCAGGAAGGAGGGAAAAAUCUCUUGUUGAGAAAAACAGUGCACAGAAGGUUUGUAUUUUUAUACUGUUUUUUUUUUUUUUACAUUAAGAAGCAGUUCUUCAAUUCUGUCCUGUUGCAAUGUUUGUUUGGAUUUUUUUAGAACAGAAUUUAGGCUAGUGAAGGAAAUAGUUUUCUGGUUCAUCAUUCAAUGCUGUAUUGUAAUUAUAAUUUAAAUUCAGCUAAUGACCUUUGUGGGAUAGCUCCUGACUUUGCUGCUAUAUGAAAUGCUUUGGUCUCAAUCUGUUUUGGUUGUAACAGAGGCUACUCCAUGGACAUCUGUGCUCAAGUUUGUUUAUAAAUACUAGGUUCUGGUAUGCAUCAAACACCCAUACCAUUAUACUUCAGAGUAAUUGCUCAUUGUGAAACGGGACAAGAGACCCUACCUCAUUCCUUUUGCAUGUGCAAAAUAUGGAAAAUUACACAGGAAACUUGUUCUUUUAAAGUAAGAACUGAUAUUGCUAUCUGCUUUCUACAAAUAUCUGAUAUUGUUACUGUUUGAGAAUACCCGUGAUAAAGAUGCAAGUCUGCUUGCUGUAAACAUUCAUGCUUUUGGAGUUGGUUUGAGAUAGUUCUGACUACUUUGAAGUUCACUGCAAAAGCUGGUUAAUAUGUCAGGGAAAAGCAGAUGGGACAAAAAAACUUGACUUUGUUGGCAUCUCUCUCUUGUUGUUAAACCUCAACUGAACACAGACAUUGAUGUAAGCACUCAAAAUGCAAGACUUCAUUAAUAUGAUUACAAUUUCCUCUAAUACACCAAAUUCAAUCUACAAGAUUAAAGAGACUGUAUGCUUAUUAGAGAAGACUUAGCUAGAAAUAUUCCCUGAGUUUUGUUCCAUGCUGUAUUGUGUAAUAAAUUGUGUGUAGUGUGUUCCUACCUUAUUUUAUUAGGAUGCAUUUCUUCCUCACAUACACAUUUGCUUGUAAAUUCUUGUUUCUUGAAAGGCUGAGACUUUGGGGCUUUCCAGGAGGCUUUAUACCUUGGAACUAAAGCAGGAUGCAACAAGUUAAACAUCCUGAAACUUUAGUUAAGACAUCAAAGAAGAGCCUCCUGGAACUGAGGAAGGAACUUCACUGAAAAUUUGCAAAUGCUCCCAAUUGUGGUUAAUGCUUCCAACAUGAGAGCCAAAAAAAACUCAACAUUGUUCUUGUUGUGCUAUAGUUAGAUGUAAGCUGGGAGCUCUUGAAACACCAGUACAUAACACCAGUGUUAUACCUAUGUAAAGUAUA
This is a messenger RNA of Phasianus colchicus (ring-necked pheasant), 4451 nucleotides long. NCBI's taxonomy places the organism in Eukaryota, Metazoa, Chordata, Aves, Galliformes, Phasianidae. The record is from RefSeq and is a predicted model, not a curated record.